AAUACCUUACUUACCGUUUAUAAAUAUUUCUUCUACUUACCUUUUAUAAACUCGUACUCUAAAAAAAAAAAACUAGCCCUGCGGGCCGUUUAUUAUUAAUUUUAUCCUUCUUUGUACAGAAAAAAAGCAUAAUAAAAAAUGGGUUGUUGUAUGAGUCAAGAAGAAAAAGCAGGAAGACAACGAAACGAUGAGAUUGAAAACCAACUCAAACGAGACAGGCUCUCAAUGCGUAACGAAGUCAAAAUGCUCUUGCUAGGUGCUGGUGAAUCGGGCAAGUCAACAAUUCUUAAACAAAUGAAACUUAUUCAUGAUGGUGGUUAUUCUCCAGAAGAACGUGAAUCUUUUAAGGAGAUCAUUUUCUCAAAUACUGUUCAGUCAAUGCGUGUUAUUUUGGAAGCUAUGGAUAAUAUGGGAAUACAAUUAAGAAAUGAAGGAAAUAAAAGACAUGUUACUACUAUAAUGAAUUUACCUAAUCAAAUUGAAGGGGAUCAAUUACCUUCUGAAGUUGCUUUAGCUAUUAAAAAUUUAUGGGCUGAUAAAAGUGUAUUAGAAUGUUUUAGUAGAUCUAGAGAAUAUCAAUUAAAUGAUUCUGCAAAAUAUUAUUUUGACUCGAUUGAUAAUAUUUCACACCCAGAUUACCUUCCCUCAGAUCAAGAUGUAUUACGUUCUCGUGUAAAAACGACAGGUAUUACAGAGACAACCUUCUUAAUUGGUGAACUCACAUAUCGUAUGUUUGAUGUGGGUGGUCAACGAAGCGAACGUAAGAAAUGGAUUCAUUGUUUUGAGAAUGUUACGGCUAUCGUAUUUUUAGUGGCUAUCUCCGAGUAUGAUCAAUUGUUAUUGGAAGAUGAAACUGUGAAUCGUAUGCAAGAAGCCUUAACUUUAUUUGAUUCUAUUUGUAAUUCAAGAUGGUUUGUUAAAACAUCAAUCAUACUUUUCCUGAAUAAAAUUGAUAGAUUCAGAGAAAAACUUCCAAUCUCUCCUAUGAAUAAAUACUUUCCAGAUUUUGAAGGAGGUGGUGAUUAUGAUUUAGCAUGUGAAUAUAUACAUAAUAGAUUUGUAUCAUUGAAUCAAAGUGAGGUUAAACAAGUCUAUACACAUUUUACAUGUGCUACUGAUACAGAUCAAAUUAAAUUUGUUAUGGCUGCUGUUAAUGAUAUUAUUAUUCACACUAAUUUACGAGAUUGUGGGUUAUUAUAAACUAAUUAAAUUAAUUUUGGAAAUGGGUGUUUUAUUUUGAAUUUUAAUUUUUUAAUUUUAGAGGUUUGUGAGAUAAUUUGUUAUUUUAGAAUUUUUUCUCAUAAUACCUAAAAAAAAAAAAAAUGGACUUUACUAUUAUUACAAAAACUCCUUUAUUACUU
Messenger RNA from Rhizophagus irregularis DAOM 181602=DAOM 197198, 1361 nucleotides. RefSeq names its product Glucoamylase 1 precursor. The record is from RefSeq and is a predicted model, not a curated record. Gene Ontology annotation, molecular function: G-protein beta/gamma-subunit complex binding; GTPase activity; G protein-coupled receptor binding. Gene Ontology annotation, cellular component: heterotrimeric G-protein complex. NCBI's taxonomy places the organism in Eukaryota, Fungi, Glomeromycota, Glomeromycetes, Glomerales, Glomeraceae. Gene Ontology annotation, biological process: G protein-coupled receptor signaling pathway.